GCAACCUGGAUAUUCGGACAGAAACAGCGAGCAACAGCGGGCAGUACCUCCAUCAUGGCGCAUAAUACAACAUUGGCGUUUAGUUGAACUAUCUCUCGCGCUGGCCGGAACUUUAAUUUGCUGCAUUCAACAGACGGAGAUUCAAACAAAAGCCGCUUGUGAGAGGAUGCUAUUUUAAUUUAAACUCCACCACCGGCGAAGAGCAACGUCGAUAAUGUCCCGAUCCACGAGUGGAACCUCUUCACAUCCCACUCCUGGCUCCUUGCCCAAAUCUUAUCCAAACCAUUCUCAGCUCUGAUAUCCCCAAAGAAACAAUGCACCCUCAAGCAUUCCCUAAAAUGGCGUGCCAUGUACACGUUUGAACUGCUCGUGGUCUUCAAGCAUGUAGCUUGAAGAAGGGAGUUCGUUUUAGGAGGGAUACCGGGGAACGUAACGAACCGUCCCAUCUGUCCACAUGAAUCCGUAUAAGGACUGUAAAACGGCAAUCGUAUCAAUCACGAACUUGAAUGUCAAAACCAAAUCGGUUUAGAUAAAAAUCGUCAACCAAAAGCGAAGGUAGAAUAAUCAUAUUUUCUGGGUCAGUUCUCCAUUGCGGCACAUCUGGGUGGCGCUCUUCAUAGAGACACGUAUCGGCAUGGGGAAAGACAUAGAUUUUUGCAUUCGCUUUGUAUCGUCUGCAGGCCAGUUGGAAGAACAUACAGGUUCGAUGGUAUAAACGGGUUUGAUGUCUUUUGAGGGAAAAACCUGUAGUGCAAUCGGCGUCGUUGACCAUACAAAUCUAAGGACAUAUGAUGGUUUUUCGCAUACCUCUUUACCUGACAUCCAAACCUGUAACGUUUCUGGAGUAGUGUUCGUCCAAUAUUGAUCAAACAUGCGAUAUGUCUCCAAGGUAUAGUUUCCAGGUGCCCAGGUCUUCGGCUCCGUCCAACUGAUAGGCUUUUCUGCCAUUUUAGUUGGCAAAUACUGUAAGACGUCUACCUCUUUGAUGGCGCAAUUGUAAAUCUCAGGUGGAUGCGUGAUUGUACCAUUGACCAAAAUGCUGAGCCACCUAGCGACAUCAGCCCGUCCCAAGUUGUGUCUUGCAGUGUUCAGGCCUAUAUGUCAUGAGCAUUGACGGAUUCUGAGGUAGCAAGUAGAUCAACUGGCCUAUGAAGAGGUUACCAGGUCUUACCAGGUUCUUGUAGAAGAUGAAUGUGUCCCAACCCUCGCGUAUCGCUUUUUCAGAGAGAAUGUGGGUGUUGGUGCCGUCGAAGCGAAUAUCUAUGGUCGUCGGCAUGUAAGACAGUAGUUGAACAAGAACGGACGAGUUGCUACCAGUCAAUCCGAGAGAUUAUCAGCUGGAGGAUGAGAUGACACGAUCGACGUGCUCGGGGCAUUCUCUAGUGGGGCCUGAAGCCUGAAGCUUGAAGCUUGAAGGCCUGAGGGUUGAAAGCAUGUGUGGGAGAGUUGUGGGCGCAGAGUCAGUACGCGGCAUCUGCAAAUAGGCGCUGCAAAAUACUAAGCGGGUGCUUCCUUCACCUCUUCUCACAUCUUUUCUGCCCACGAUGGAAUUUGUGCCAGCACCUCCAGUGCAUCGAGUGUUGUGCGCAGAUUGCGGCACUCCGAUCGUUCCCAAUUCAGCAAACCUAUGUGUAUCUUGCCUUCGAAAUACCGUCGACGUGACAGAAGGAAUCCCGAAACAAAGUUCUAUUUCGUAUUGUCGAAACUGUGAACGGUUCUUGACCCCGCCCCAUGCAUGGGUGAUCGCUAGACCAGAAUCUUCAGAACUGCUCGCAAUCUGUCUGAAAAAACUCAAGGGGCUCACCAAAGUACGGUUAACGGAUGCCCAUUUUAUCUGGACAGAACCUCAUUCAAAGAGGCUCCGGGUGUCGGUCACGGUUCAAAAAGAGGUGCUCAUAAAUACGAUAUUAGAACAAACUUUCGAGAUCGAGUACCUCGUUCAGUAUGGUCAAUGUCCCGACUGCGCGAAGCUCGCCGCAAAAAAUACCUGGAGGGCUCUUGUGCAAGUGCGACAAAAGGUUCCGCACAAGAGGACGUUUUUGUUCCUGGAACAACUCAUUCUCAAGCAUAACGUCCAGAAGGAUACAAUAUCGGUGAAAGAAGUGAGGGAUGGCCUAGAUUUCUUCUAUAGUUCGAGAAGUCAUGCGAUAAAGAUGGUGGAGUUUCUAAAUAGUGUCGUUCCAGUCCGCUCAAAAUCUUCCGAGCAACUAUUAUCUACGGACACACACUCGAACACGGCGAAUUUCAAGUACACUUAUUCUGUGGAGAUCGCACCGAUCUGCAAAGAUGAUCUCGUUUGUAUUCCUCGGCAGCUUGCAAAACAGCUCUCCAGCAUUUCUCCGUUAACCGUCUGCACCCGAGUGGGCAAUUCACUUUCGUUGGUCGAUCCGGCUUCACUUCAACACGCCGAAAUUACCGCAGCCAUAUACUGGCGCACACCCUUCGAGUGCUUGGCUACGGUGGGCGAUCUGGUGGAAUUUAUGGUCCUCGACAUUGAACCCGACUACGCUCGCUCCAAGGGGAGGCAUAUCUUAGCUGAUGCUCAAGUUGCGUUGGCGGGGGCCUUUAGAUCGACAGGGAACGCACACGACGACAACGCGAUGGAUUACGAAGGCGUUGGGAUCAGUAAUCAAAUUUUCCAUACUCGCACUCAUUUGGGGGGUAUUCUACAACCGGGCGAUACUGCUCUUGGAUACCUCCUCACCAAUGCCAAUUUCAAUUCAGACGAAUUUUCGGCCAUAGAAAGUGGUCGAAUACCCGACGUAAUAUUGGUGAAAAAGACUUACCCCAAUAGACGGAAAAAGAAAUUGGCGAGAAAUUGGCGAUUGCGUAGUAUCGGCAAAGAGGCUGGUGAGGAAGGCGAGACAGGUGGUGGUCGGGGAGUGGUGGGUAGGAUGGGGGGACGUGAUCAAAAGAAGGUUGAGGAGGAUUAUGAACUGUUCCUUCGCGAUUUGGAAGAAGAUCCUGAGCUGAGGAGUGCGGUGAACUUGUAUAAAGCGCCUGUGGAUGUCAAGAUGAAAUCAGAAAAUGUCAAGGGAGGCCGGAAAAAGCAGUAUUCCAUGGAUGUGGAUGGAAAUCCUCCUGUGGAGAGUGAGGAAGAAGUGGAUUUCCCUGAAGUACAGCUUGACGAGUUGCUUGAAGGGUUUGACGAAAUGACACUUGGGAAUGAAGAGGUGGCAGAACAGCUCUGAAUUUAGCAAAGUGUUAGAUGCACGUCUGGCGAUGUAACGGGUCGAUUAUCAAGAAUAAUUUUAAUUGAAUGAUACAUACAAC
Messenger RNA from Marasmius oreades (fairy-ring Marasmius), 3273 nucleotides. RefSeq lists its product as uncharacterized. Gene Ontology annotation, biological process: ribosomal large subunit export from nucleus. Gene Ontology annotation, cellular component: cytoplasm; nucleus. The transcript is spliced from 7 exons. Bases 1545 to 3191 code for a protein of 548 amino acids. Gene Ontology annotation, molecular function: ribosomal large subunit binding. The record is from RefSeq and is a predicted model, not a curated record. Lineage: Eukaryota; Fungi; Basidiomycota; Agaricomycetes; Agaricales; Marasmiaceae.